UGACAAACAAGAAAGUUAGCGGUGGACGCCCUGCACGCCCCAUGACCUUCACGCUUCGCCUUGAGGCGCUGACGGACAUAAGGGACGCCCUGACUAGGCGUGGUAGUACGCUGACCGCUGUAUCUCAAGUGAAGAGCGCGAAAAAGUAUCGUCUCCAGCUGACAGCAGACCUGUCGGAUCGAACCAGCCGCAGCUGGCGCAGCGACUACAUCAAGUACCCAAAGGGACAAACCAAGGCAUGUGACUGGUCGGCCGAGGCAAAGUGGACUGUUGCCUGGCGUCCAUCUACUUGAAGCGUCAGCGUCGUUUUCUCCGCAGAAGAUGCGAGGCGCGGGAGCAACGACACCCCCCCUCUUCCUUCGCGGGAGAAAAGGCCGCGAGACUGUCAGCCCGCGACCGAGUUCCUCACACCACCUCCAAAACGCCCAGCAUAUGAAGGGACUGGCCGACCGAAGGGAAGCUUCGGCCGGAAGAGUUUGCGUGCAAUGUUGGAUAGAUACAGAGAGCAAGGGGCAGGAGAUAGCUCCUCAGAAUGCUACCACCAUACAGUACCGGAAAACACACCCAAACUCAAGAAAGGAGCGGUGCAGCACCUCACAUUUCAGCCAGAGGGAGAAAACCCGUUCUACGAACCGGGCGCCACCGAUCACGUAGGCAAGGUCAAGGGGAUGAAGCAAAUCCUGUUUCAGAGGGGGCUUUGGAUCGCGGGGAUGAGCAUUGCGUGGGGCAAGAAGGGCCAGAGGCCUAACGAAAAGAUGAGCAUGCCGGCGGUGUUGCGCGUGCAAAAGGAUUUCAAGAGGUCGAAUCUAGCCUAAAGGUUUUGCUGAAGUGCCACGGAGGGGUUGCGCUCAUGCUUCCCAAGUUCCACUGCGAGUUGAACCCGAUCGAGCUUGUGUCGGGUAGAUCCAAGUGGUGGCUCCACAGGCACGGCAAGUACACUAUCGCGUGCUUGCGAGAGAGUGUUCCCAAGAGCUUCGCGGCAGACGACAACUUGACCCUAGCAAUAGUGCAAACGUUCUGCAGGAAGGUAGCCAAUUUCCACACGGUGUACGACGCAGGGUUGAAGGGCGCCGAGGCAGUCAAAGAGCAAAAGAAGUUCAAGUCGCACCGUAAGCCGGCCAUCCAAGUACAAUAACCCCACGUAAUGUGUGCUAAGAGUCGGUAUGUAUGGUGUUCCGAAGGAUGCCGCCGCUGCCUUUGUAGAUGUCUGUUUAUCCGGGGAUUUUGUUGUGCUUCUUUGCUUCAUUUGUUGCUUCCCUGACUGGCUUCAUUUUACCGCCCGGUCGAUCGUAGCGUCAGUGCUUUUGUUGGGCACUGUUCGUAGUAUGUGCGCACGUGUAAAAACGAGGGCGCGGGGUGUUGUGGUGUGUAAAUACCGGGACUUCUCGAU
Molecule: messenger RNA, 1390 nt
Organism: Ectocarpus sp. CCAP 1310/34
Lineage: Eukaryota; Phaeophyceae; Ectocarpales; Ectocarpaceae
Source: the annotation of a GenBank genome assembly